CCGGAGAUUCCGCGUGCCUGCCGCCCUCUCGCUGGGAUCGCCCCUUCAGGCCCUCAGUCCGUCCGCUGGGGGCGCGCGCAGUGCGUGGCUGGUGGCAGCGGCGCCGGCGGCUGAGAGCGCGGGCCGUGUGGCCGUGCGUGGUUGCUAGGGGCGCCUGAGGCUGCCCGCUCGCCCGGAAGGCCAAGGGAGGAAGCACCCCGGAGCCGGCGCCCAGCCGGGGCGAAGCUGAGUCCGCUGGGCUGCCGGACCUCAAGGAUGCGGCUACUGCUGGUGGAGGUACGAGGCACCUUACCUGAGCUGGGCCAUGAGGCCGCGUGGCCGUGAUGUGGGCUCCUCAUGGCCUCAGCAAGAACAGAGCACUACAGUAUUGGCCUCCGCCAGGGAAACAGCUUUAAGUCGAGUGGGCCCUCAGGCACAGUGCCUACCCCGCCGCCAGAGAAACCCUCUGAGGGCAGAGUCUGGGCUCAGGCUCAUCAGCAGGUGAAGCCAAUCUGGAAGCUGGAGAAGAAGCACGUGGGAACACUGUCAGCAGGGUUGGGCCCAGGCCUCUUGGGUGUCCCACCGCAGCCCGCAUACUUCUUUUGCCCCAGCACUUUAUGUAACUCCGGGACCACGGCUGUCAUUGCAGGCCACAGCAACUCCUGUUACCUGCACUCCCUCCCGGACCUGUUCAGCAGCACCCUGCUCUACCGCCGCUCCAACUACGGCCACAGACCAUACCAGCAGCUGGAGUCUUUCUGCUUGCGUUCAAGCCCGUCAGAAAAAAGACCUUUUUCUCUCCCUCAAAAGAGCCUCCCUAUCAGACUCACUGCCAAUAAGGCCACUUCUUCCAAGGUCUCCCCCAUGGCAUCCUCAUCCACAGAACCAUACCUCUCACUGGGAGCGGCUGGGGAAAAUCCUUCAGGGAAGAGCCUGGCCUCUGCCAUCUCAGGGAAGACCCCGUCUCCACUCUCCUCUUCUUCCUCUUCCUACAAGCCCAUGCUAAAUAACAACUCCUUCAUGCGGCCAAAUAGCACUAAAGUGCCUUUAUUGCAGGCCACAGAAGGCCUGAAGCCAGUAUCCUCACCGAAGGUCCAGCUUGUCUCCUGGCAUCAUUCAGGGGGCACUGGAGACUGUGCACUCCAGCCUGUUGAGCACAAGGUGCCCAAGAGCAGUGGCACUGUCCUAGAUGAUGACCCUUCCCACAGCACCCUGUCUACCCCCAGUUCCUUAGACGCUUCCACCACCAGUGCUGCCUCUCCCCACUACAGCUGGAGUAACUUAGCCACAGGGGCAGAGCCACAUCCCUAUGGCCUGAAUGGGGACUCUGUUUCCCAGAAUCUGACUAAGGAGGUUCUGUUCACUGAGGCCGUGAGGAAGUUGACUGCAAGAGGCUUUGAGAAGAAGCCAAGGCAAGGCUACCAUUUUGAACAGUCUUAUUUCAUGAACCCCAGCUUGCAGUGGGAUGUCCUCAACAGGAACAGGUGGUGGAAACCAGCUGUGGUAGGCCAGCAGCUCCCUCAGGAGAAUGCUGGAGCAGACAGUAGGGUCCUCCCUGGAGCCUCGGACACCAUGGAGCUGGACAGUACAGUCUUCUGUACCAAACACAUCAGCAUUCACCUCCUUGCCUCACACGCCAGUGGGCUCAGCUGCAGCCCUGCCUGUGGAUCUGCAAUCGACUCCCCACCUCUUGGAGAAGACAAAACUCCAGCUCUGCCUUCUCCCUCUCAGCCCCUUGGCGUGGCCGAGGUGGCCACCCGCCUCUCUUCCAUCCAUCUGGGCAAGCUUGGGAGGGAGGAGCCUAAGGAAGCCAGGAAGCUGGACUCACCUGCUAGGGAUAUUGGUUCAGCUACUGACCUCCAGCUAGACCAGGCUGAAGCUGAAGAUCUGGAAGAAGAGCUAAUAGAUGGUUUGGAAGACUGCUGCAACCAUGAUGAGAAUGAAGAGGAGGGAGACUCAGAGUGCUCCUCAUGCAAUGCUGUUUCCCCCAGCGAGUCAGUAGCAGUGAUCUCUCGGAACUGUAUGGAGAUUCUGACCAAACCCCUUUCCAAUGAGAAAGUUGUCCGACCAGCCCUCAUCUACAGUCUCUUUCCCAACGUGCCCCCUACCAUCUAUUUUGGCACUCUGGAUGAGAGAGUGGAGAAACUUCCCUGGGAGCAGAGGAAGCUGCUCCGGUGGAAGAUGAGCACAGUGACCCCCAACAUUGUCAAGCAGACCAUUGGACGGUCCCACUUCAAAAUCAGCAAGAGGAAUGAUGACUGGCUGGGCUGCUGGGGUCACCACAUGAAGUCUCCUAGUUUCCGAUCCAUUCAGGAGCAUCAGAAGCUAAAUCACUUCCCAGGUUCAUUCCAGAUUGGGCGAAAGGACCGACUGUGGCGGAACCUGUCCCGCAUGCAGAGCCGGUUUGGCAAGAAGGAGUUCAGUUUCUUCCCCCAGUCCUUCAUCCUGCCCCAGGAUGCCAAGCUUCUGCGCAAAGCCUGGGAGAGCAGCAGCCGCCAAAAGUGGAUUGUUAAACCACCAGCAUCUGCUCGAGGCAUUGGCAUCCAGGUCAUUCACAAGUGGAGUCAGCUCCCCAAGCGAAGGCCCCUUCUGGUACAGAGGUAUCUCCACAAACCCUACCUCAUCAGCGGCAGCAAGUUCGAUCUGCGAAUCUAUGUUUACGUCACCUCCUAUGAUCCUCUACGGAUUUACCUCUUUUCAGAUGGACUCGUCCGCUUUGCCAGUUGCAAGUAUUCCCCUUCCAUGAAGAGCCUUGGCAACAAGUUCAUGCACCUGACCAACUACAGUGUCAAUAAAAAGAAUGUCGAGUAUCAGGCCAAUGAAGAUGAAACGGCCUGCCAGGGCCACAAAUGGGCACUGAAGGCUUUAUGGAGCUACCUGAGCCAGAAGGGAGUCAACAGUGAUGCCAUCUGGGAGAAGAUAAAGGACGUUGUUGUCAAAACGAUCAUCUCGUCAGAACCCUAUGUGACCAGCCUGCUGAAGAUGUACGUGCGGCGGCCCUACAGCUGCCACGAGCUCUUCGGUUUUGACAUCAUGCUAGAUGAGAACCUCAAGCCCUGGGUCCUGGAAGUCAACAUCUCCCCAAGCCUCCACUCCAACUCUCCACUGGACAUCAGCAUCAAAGGCCAGAUGAUCCGUGACCUUCUGAACCUGGCUGGCUUUGUUCUGCCCAGCGCAGAGGAUAUCGCUUCCAGCUGCAGCAGCUCCAGCAGCUCCACCACCUCCACCACCUCCACCACCAGCCUGCCCAGCUCCCCCAGGGACAGAUGUCGAAUGGCCCCGGAGUACUUCACUGCACAGAAGAUGAAGAAAGCCUAUUACCUGACCCAGAAAGUUCCUGAUCAGGACUUCUACUCAUCUGUGCUGGAUGUCCUGACGCCAGAUGAUGUUCGUGUUCUGGUUGAGAUGGAGGAUGAGUUUUCUCGCCGUGGUCAAUUUGAACGAAUUUUUCCUUCUCGAAUCUCUUCUCGCUAUCUCCGCUUUUUUGAGCAGCCACGAUAUUUCAACAUUCUCACCACCCAGUGGGAACAGAAGUACCAUGGCAACAAGCUCAAAGGAGUAGAUCUGCUUCGGAGUUGGUGCUACAAAGGGUUCCACACAGGAGCCAUCUCUGAUUCUGCUCCAGUGUGGACUCUCCCGACAUCAAUUCUGACUGUCCCAAAGGGUGAUGUGACACUCAAUGAUUUCUCCAAAUCGGAGACUGGCAAGCUGGGAAAACAUGGCUCCUCCAAGGGAAGCAUACCACUCUCUGAAGAUGGAACCAUGCCCAAGCCCACGGAGACCCAAGCUGGCCUUUCCCCUUUCCCCAGGAAAUGCAGUUCCUCAAAGGACAGUGAGGACACCAGCCAAGAGCCCAGCCUCUCCACCCAGUCGUUACCCUUGAUCAAGUACUCUGGGCAGACUUCAAGGCUUUCUGCCUCCCCCACCUCCCAGUCAGCUGGUGACUCCCUCCUGGCUGCUGUGAGCCUGUGAUGGACCUGUCUCCACCAGCCCCUGCCCAGGCACACCAGCGUUAGCUACCUCAUGGGAACCGGCCGGCCAGCCGGCCAGCCUGAGCUCCCACCCCUCCACCUCGCUUCCCCCCAGAGUAUUUUUUGAAGUGGUUGAGUUAUAGAGGGGGGUGUCUGGCGGACUGGAGGGGUGGUGGGGAGGGGGACAAGGUGAGGAAGGUUCACUGGCUGGCACCUCAUAUCUCAGCGGAGAAACCAAUGAUGGCCACUCAGCCUUAUAAAGCAGAGUUUGGUUUCUACUUUUAGAGAGCCAUGUGUGGUUUGUUUUAGGCCUUGGUGCGGUGACUGAGUUAUGGCUCAAGAGGAGAAAACAUACUGAACAUAUUCAGGCCUGAAGUCCCUUGCUCUCUAUAUAAUUGAGGAGGUUCCUCUGAGGGUCCUUGUUUCCUCAGGUCUCACCCUCCCGCCUCCCCAACCCCCUGUCCUGAGGAGUCACUUUCAGAAGCCUUUGGACCUCCUCAGUAGAUAAGCAGGCAGAGGCCAUGACAUGCUGAACCCAUUUCCUAUUGUCCUAGUCUUGCAGGCAUCCCUACCUCCAGACCAUUUCUCCUUUCAUAUACCCACCCAGCCAGCAGCCCUAGGUCUUCCUAUUCUGACCUCACAUCACUACUUGUUCCACCUUCUAGACUUCUCUCUCAUGGAUGUUACCCCUUCAGCUCUUGUCUCCCUGUGAGGUGAGAGGUUUUAUGAACUUUGUGAAUUUCCCAUGGCUGCAGUAAAGGAGCCCGUAUAAUCCCACUUGCUGUUGCCGUCUGGGUCCAUAUAUCAAAGGACGCAAUCCAAGGGGAGGGUGGAAGGAGCUGUGGUUCCCCCUUCACUCUCUCUGGUGUUCGGGGUCUGGCUCACAGGUCGCUAGGGCAUGCAGACUCUGGUGGCCUGGAGGGCGGGUUUCAGCAGCAGCCAGCAUUGUAGGAUGGGCUUCCAGUCAGGCUCCUGACUAAACCUUGUACUCUGAACUGGAUCUCCCUCCCCAAGACUCAGUAAACAGUGAGUGUUCGAUAAAUGUUGACCACGUGAACUGUAUGUACAGAGGUCUCACAGGACACAAACACCGAAACCAGAAGCUCUGCCUCUCUCUCUCCCGGGCCCAGGGGGAAGCCAAGGUGGGAUCAGAAAGGUUGUUUUCACUUGAACGAUGCUCCUCCUUAACCUGGCACUUCCUGGUUGCUGCUCGCCCCCUCCCCAGCCCUACAAUCCCUUUACUUCAUUUCAUUUUUCUAUCAGCGGGGCCCAACAAGAAGCCAACUGGCCCCUUGACUCAGUUACCCAGGUUUUCCCUUUGGCGCAUCAGGCAGGAUGCUCUGCUCACGGUCUGACCCCAGGCUUUCUCUGCCUUCAUUCUUGAGCUUGGGAGAGGUAUCCUGCUUUGUGGCUCCAGGAGUUCUGUGGUGAGUUGGGAGGGAGCCCUGGAAAAAUCACUGAGAGGCCUGACUGCGUUCAAGGCCACACAGUUGAUGUGUGAAGUUGUGAAGAAAACUUGAUGGCAAAGUCCUGGGUCACUGCUGUGCAGUGGUAAGGACUUCAAAGUCAGGUCCGCAGGAGAGGUCCUUGACAGACCUGUUAAAUCUCUUCUGCUAGACUUGAAGCCAACUCCCUCUUGUCCUGCAAGAGUGGGUGCAGUAUUCUAGUGCAAAUGUCAAACCUUGUGAUGAGGGCAAGAAGCAGCCUUCCUAGGAAAAUUAGCCACGUGCUUAAGCAGUUUUGUUGUGACUCAUCCUCUGGUGCAGAGGCUUAGGUGUGGAGGCCUGACUGAGCUGUGCCACUCCCUGGAAACCAGUUUCAAUACUUUGCCUUCCGAGAAUCCCCAGAUGGACAGCACAACUAUUCCCAUCCCCGUAACUGGAGAAGGGACCGGCUCUGCAGCAUGAUGGGAAGCAGGGGAGUGGGCUGUGGGGAAAUUAAAUGAGUGAUGGAAGUAGAGUGUUCUUAGUAGCUUCAAACAUGUUUAUACUUGUAAAGUUUUCAUCACCUUUGACUAUCUGGGGUGUGUGUGUGUGUGUGUUGCUGGAUUGG
Messenger RNA from Physeter macrocephalus (sperm whale), 6002 nucleotides. It is a transcript of the gene TTLL4, whose product is annotated as tubulin tyrosine ligase like 4. Gene Ontology annotation, biological process: protein polyglutamylation; microtubule cytoskeleton organization. Bases 337 to 3951 code for a protein of 1204 amino acids. Gene Ontology annotation, cellular component: cilium. The record is from RefSeq and is a predicted model, not a curated record. Gene Ontology annotation, molecular function: tubulin-glutamic acid ligase activity; tubulin binding. Lineage: Eukaryota; Metazoa; Chordata; Mammalia; Artiodactyla; Physeteridae. The transcript is spliced from 19 exons.